Messenger RNA from Annulohypoxylon maeteangense, 1102 nucleotides. Its product is annotated as terpenoid synthase. The record is from RefSeq and is a predicted model, not a curated record. The coding region runs from base 47 to 1102 and encodes 351 amino acids. The transcript is spliced from 3 exons. NCBI's taxonomy places the organism in Eukaryota, Fungi, Ascomycota, Sordariomycetes, Xylariales, Hypoxylaceae.
GUUCCAUUCCGUGGCAACUCCAUCUUAUCACCUAUCACCUAUCACAAUGUCCAAGACUACUACUUUACGUUUCAGAUUUAGUCUUAAGAAGCCAGACUUUAGCAGUCUUUAUAACUUUAUUCCCGGACACAAAUCUUCAUCAAGCCAGUCUUCCGUCUCAUCGACAUCAUCAGUCAAAGUCGACACCACCUCAUCUCCUCAAUGCAUUACUACAUUCCCAGUUCGUGUACACAAAGAUGACGCUGAAAUAUCCCAAGGUGCGCUCGACGCCCGGGGCAACUUCAAGAAUCUUCUUCCAGAUGCCGAAACUCGACCUCACUCCGCAGGACCUCACGGCAACUUCUUCGCUACAUGUUGGCCUGAAAGUAGGAUGGAUAGGGUGAAACUAGGUACAGAGAUUAUCGAGACGCUAUGGCUGUACGACGAUGUCAUUGAAGAAAUUCCACAUAGCGGGGCCCAGGAAGCUCACGCUCAAGUCCGAGAUUCUUUGGUCGGAGUGCCCGAAAAGGGCAAAUCGAGCUCCAAGCGUCAUAUGGCUAGCCUAUUCAAGGACUUUGGUCAGCGCGUAGCAAAAAUGGAUGAAAAAGGGGCACCACGUGUCAUAGACACAAUAAAGUCUUACCUUGAAAAUUAUGACAGCCAAAAGAACCCACUGGUUACGAUAGAAGAAUACACCGAGUUUAGGAGGUUGAAUGUUGGGUUUGGGAUUAUGGAGGGCUUCAUGCAGUGGACCCUGGAUAUCCACCUUGACCAGACCGAGGUCGAGGCCACUCGGGAUUAUUAUCUCUCCAGUGGGCGCGUAAUGGGCCUGACCAAUGACCUGUACUCGUGGACCGUCGAACGAACAGAAUCCGCAGAUCGACAAUGGAAUGCGGUACCAAUCAUCAUGAGACAAUACAACAUGACCGAGAGGGAUGCUACCAUCUACUUAAGAGGAUUGAUAGUGUAUCACGAGCAAGAAACUCGAAGACUAGGUCUGGAAGUCCUGAAAAGAACUGGGGAUACGCCGAGGAUGGUAAGAUAUGUGGAGGCGAUGGGACUCAUGCUGGGAGGAAACUGUUUCUGGAGCGCGACCUGUCCACGGUAUAAUCCAGAUCCGUAG